UGCAGCCCGGCUGCCCGGGGGCUGCCCCGUCCCUGGCAGGGGCGCCCCUUCCUUCCCACGGUCCAGCUGGGGCGUGUUGCAAGAGCCUAACCUCUUUUCUCCUCCUCCUGCCCCGAUUGCAAUGCAGAAAUCUCCUCCGGCCUUCUUUUCCAGGUUGCCGAAAGUUGCAGGAAGCUUAGGUUCCAAUGGGGAGGAAACAGAAAAAGGGGUUUUACUCCUCUUGCCAAAAAAAAAAAAUAGCAAACCAGGAAAAGCUGUGUUUGAGCAGCUGGAGCGAGUGUCAGGAAAGCUUUAGAGAGGAAGCAGGAAAUCCAUCGCAGGUCUCUCUCUCAACUUGGGCAUUUGCAAGCACUCGGAAGAAGGACGAAUAUUUGGAUUUGAAUAUUGGAUUUGAAUAUUUGGUCUGGGAAGGCAUGCCAAGCUGAUUGUGCUCUGUCUGGUGACAGCGUGGUGGGCGCAAUGGCUCAGUCUAGGUCAAAUGGAUCUCACUAUGCCCUGACUGCCAUAGGGUUGGGAAUGCUUGUCCUUGGGAUCAUAAUGGCUGUCUGGAACCUGGUCCCAGGCUUUGGCCAUGGUGAUAAGUCUCCCUCUUCUUCUGGAAACAGCAGCAAGCCAGAAUCGGGUAGUGGAGGAGGCAUGCUGAAGAGCAAGACAUUUUCAGUGGCCUAUGUAUUGGUUGGGGCUGGAGUGCUCCUUCUGUUGGUUUCCAUUUGUCUGAACAUCCGGGACAAAAAGAAACAAAGACAAAACGAGGAUCUUGGCAGGAUCCAGCACGAGGCAUCUGCUGAACCUCAGCAUCAGGAGGAUAGUCAAGAAGAGGAUGAUGAUUCACGCUCCCGAUAUUACGUCCCCAGUUACGAAGAGGUUAUGAACACUGGCUACACCGAGACAAGAGACUUGAACAGAAGCACCAGGAUCAGCAUGUCUCUACCCUCCUAUGAAUCUCUAACUGGGAUCGAUGAAAACACACAGACCUCAGCGACCGCUGCUACAGGCCCCGAAGCCAACGCGGAGCGGCAGCCAAGCAGACACAGCUCUCGCUUGAGCAAACGCCUGAAACCCCUGAAGGUUCGGAGAAUUAAGUCCGAAAAACUGCACCUAAAGGACAUCCGGGUUAACCUGCCAGACAAAAAUUCAAGUCAUAUAACGAUAGAGCCAUUGACCCCUCCUCCACAGUAUGAUGAGAUUCAGGACAAAGCUCCAGAUAGUAGACAAGGGACUUAAUAUCUAUGGACUGUCCAGGUAAAAACACUACUUGAGCUUUGAUUUCUGGGUACAAAACAGUGAAAUUUCCACAAGCUUGAAAGAGAUCAAGGAAAUGCUGGACUCUAUAUACCUCUUUUUUUUUUAGAUGGACCAAAUGAGCCUUUCAACAGAUGGUUGUUCAUGAACACUGGUGCAUCUGAUCUUCUGAAAGAAAUGAAGUUAAGAAGUACUAAAUCUAUACUCUUUAAAUUAAGGAGCACCUUGCCUGCAUCUUUUAUAGUCUCUUUCUAAGCCACUAAAGUGUUGUUGUUUGGGGUUUUUAACAAUUUUACAUGUGGUAAAGAGGGGGGGGUGGGGGGAUUAACUCUUUUUUUUUUCCCCUUUAGUUUGACAUUAUUUGUAUUUUCUUAAAUGAAAGAAAAAAAGAACAUUGUAGCUUUCUCUGCUUCCAUUAAAAAUGGAGUUGGGCUAAUGGUAGAAAGCAAGCCUACGUUUUUGCAACGUGUCAUAGUUUGCCGAGAAAUAAUCCACUGAAUGAAACGAGAACGUGAAAUCCAGCACGCAUUUAUUUAAUCGUUUUACCGUUAACCCGCGAUGCCAGUGAGGAGCUUUCUAUGUGCUGUUGGCCAAAGGGGGAGCAUCAUUUUGGGCGCUCCGGUAUGAAGGGACAGUCUGUUCAAGAUUGGCUUGUGUAAUUUCGGUCAGUUGGACGCCGCUUUAGCGUCCCACGGCAAACGUGUUCAAAAUGCUCGAAGCUAGUGUUGAGUGUGUGCUGUGCAAACAGACUUUAAAAAUAAAUAUUUUGUAUAUAGUGUGUGCAUCUGUAUGGGUUUGUAAAUGGGAACGAGUGAGCUGCUCUAACCCCGGGAUGAAUGAAAGGAAGGACGCGAUGGUUUUCUCCUGUUUCUCAGCUUGGAAAGUUGCUGUUGCCACAUUCGUGAUGCACUACGUCUCCGUUUUUAGUAAAGCCACGGGAACCAUAAAAGCAUGCAUAUCUGUGACGUCACGUGAAGAAAUAUGCGGUAAGUGCAGCUUGGACGAGGAGUUUCCUGGAUUUCAACAGACAAGUCAUAAAUCUGUUGUCUCGGUCUCUGGUAUGAGGAAGCGGACUUGGUUUGACUUUGGGCAAGCUAAUUUCCCUGAUGCCUCUUUUCCUGGAAGUGUCCUUGGCACUUCUCCCUCUGCGAAGAAACCAGUUGUUGAACAUGUUGGUAUACCAAGCCACUUAAGGGAUAGAAUAAGAUCAAGUAAUGUGGCCGCUUUGUAUGAGUGAUGCUACAGAGCAAUGCAUAUUAGGAAACUGUGUCCAGUAUGAAAUACAAUUAUUGAAUUCCGGGGGUUUCGGGGUAAAUGUGGUGUCUUUUAUUAGAUCAACUAAGUAGUUGGAAAAGUUGUUCUUUGCAAGCUUUCGGGCACAAGCACCCUUCAGGCAGAGGGGUGGAAAGGGGUAUGUUUUUGAGUGCCAAGUGAUCCUGUCUUAAUUAAUAAGAAGGCCUACUCUAGAGAAACUCAAAAUAAGAGGCUAAAUAUGAAUUGUCUGGCCUGAAGACCUGUAACUCCUACUGAUUUAAGCAUGUGGUUUUCUUUGCUGUCUUUAAUCACGGCAUGAUGUAGGGUACAAUUUCCAUAUUUCUUUUCCUUUUAAAGAGCGGAAAAGAGCUUAAAAAUUGAACAGAAAGACUGUGAUUUUCGUUGUGAUGUCUAUUGUGCACCUCUCUGCGGAGAUGCUUAACGGAUGUUGCGCCUUUAAGUAGGAUUACCGUUGCAGAGGACCCGAUUCCCUAGAUCGGCAGCGAGAGUUGUUGUACGCCAUGACUAAUACAGUUCAAGAUGGGCAGACUCUCGGUUAAGAUCUGGUGAAUCCUGUUUAGGCACGUUGCAGAUAAUCUCAGUGGUGUCUAAACAGGCUAAUGCGAGUCAUGGGACCUAAGCUGUGAAAGCAUUAGCUCUUUGCUCAGAAGUCGCUGCUCUCCUGUCUUGAGAGAGACACGUGCAUCCAUACCGCGACUCUUGUGUCCGAGCAAAAUCCCUCUGCCUUUUUCUGUUCACACAGCCUCUGCCCGUGACUAAGCAAUGUGGUGCUUAACAGGAGACGCAGCUCAUAUCUUAAAUUACAGUAGCACUUCAAUAUCAUUAAAAGCACCACAAGAAGAAAAAAAUCUGACCCUGGAUGCAGUGCCUUAUAACUUUGUGUUUCCGAUACCAAGGAUUUUUAUGAAUCCCUUCUUUCCAUGCUUCAGGGCAUCUGCUGCUCACCUGUAAAGCCCGGGAAGCAUGCAUUGCUAUCCAUUGGUUUCCCUGCCUUCCUCUGAAGCUCUGGACACUGCUCUCCAGACUCUAGGGCAGCUUCCCUACUGGAAAUGGGAUAGAUUCGCCCCUUACCAGAACAAGCUUUGGGAGCCAGUUGGCGAAGGAAAUGGGUGAAGUGCACGCACCUCAGAACGUGGGUGGUACACAUCGUGCACCUGGACUGAAUGCAUCUAUAUCGCAUACGCGUGCCCGCUUAAUUUGGAUAAUCGGUAGAGAAAACGGCUCCAAUAUAAUGCAUGUCAAUGAACGGCCGGGUCUGCCUGCUGAUUUCCAGUAGCUAUUACGCACAACUUGGUGUUUGCUAGCUCAAACUACCCCCCUGUGCAGAUCUGCUCCCUUCCCAAGUCUAUUAUAUCAAAUGAGCCAAUUGUGCCUUAAUAAAGCUUUUAAAAUGUGCUAAUGAAUGAGACAAAUUAAUGAAAUGCAGUAAACAAAUGUAAAUUGGCACAGUUGAAUCUUAUUAGCCUGUGCUAAUUAGGAGAGUCAUUUAUGUGACAUGGUUCUGUUCAUAAUUAGCACACCCAGUCAAAAGAUAGAUAUAUAUAUAAUCAUUCUGCACAGCACUGGUGCUGCAAGGCACUGGGAAUAAUGGGAAUUUUUGACUCUGGCUUCCCUAGGGACAUGACCAGCGUAGCUGGGGCCUUUGGCUGUAAUAACCAACAAAAAAGGCAAUGCCAUGGAGCCUACAGAAGUAUUCCUGCUUCACAGCAGCUCUUCUGAUGGGUUGGGUUAUAAUGCAGGUGCUAAAGAAAGACAUGCAUUUUCUAUGGGAGGUCAAGUAACGAGACAGGACAUCAAAACCAAAAUUAAUGAGCCCAAUUCUGCCCAGGGAGUUGUACUCAGACCAAGAGAUGGGGUCUUAAGCUACUAGUGUUCAUAUGCAUAUAUAUGUGAGGGGUUUUGUUGAUUUUUGUGUGUGUGUGUGUGUGUGUGUGUGUGUUUAUGUGUGUGUGUGUGUGUGUGUGUGUGUGUGUGUAAAUAUAAUAUGCUACAAGUAAACUCACAUCAAGAAUGGAGUCCCAAUUCAAACAACUGCUCUUCCACUGAGGCGGUAGACCAAAGCCCAUUCAGUUGAGGAGCUGCAGCACACCAGAUAGGUGCGAUAUAAGAGGCCGCAGGCGUGCGAGUCUAGAGGGAGCAGGGGUCAUCCAGCGUGGUUCUGUGACAAAUGUGACUAGUGCUAGAGGAGGCUCUUCGUGCUAUGUCAUGUAGCGGCAAAGUUUUAUUUUUGUCUCCUGUAAAUUUUACGUUAUUGUACAAUCGAACACACCGCGCAAAGCGACUUACCUGAUUUCCAGUGGAGAAGGACGGCCGCACCUGGGUUCUGUGAUCGCACAAACCUGGUCCUACAACACUUGGUGCGUGUGCCAUGAUGGGACUCAGCUGGCUGCAGUGGCGUGCAAGACCUGGAAGCAAUGGGAAACGGCUGUCAGCGGCGGUGCCCUUUUAAUACGCAGUCCCCUUUGUGUCAAAAUGCAUCGUGUCCCCCGACAAAGAUCCUUGUACAAUAGCUGCCUUUGUUGUCUGCAGGUUUUCUGUCUCGCUGCUUUUUUUCUCUCUUAAAACACCCUGGCUAAUGACGUUUGUACUGCCGAAAGAAAUAAUUUGAUUUUUCUUAACUGUAAGCCCUGUCUGCACUGAAUCAGAAUUUUUAACUGGAACUGAUCUGAAAUGCUCUUGCUUAAAAAAAAGUUGAUGUAGUUUCUUGGCCAGCAUUAAAGGAAGCAGAUUUGG
Messenger RNA from Alligator mississippiensis (American alligator), 5250 nucleotides. It is a transcript of the gene TMEM51, whose product is annotated as transmembrane protein 51. Lineage: Eukaryota; Metazoa; Chordata; Crocodylia; Alligatoridae. Bases 460 to 1224 code for a protein of 254 amino acids. The transcript is spliced from 3 exons. The record is from RefSeq and is a predicted model, not a curated record.